Molecule: messenger RNA, 384 nt
Organism: Penicillium oxalicum
Lineage: Eukaryota; Fungi; Ascomycota; Eurotiomycetes; Eurotiales; Aspergillaceae
Exons: 1
Coding region: 1-384 (127 amino acids)
Source: RefSeq, a predicted model, not a curated record
AUGAUUUCAUCUGGUUGCAGUCUAGAACUUGCCAGUUUGCGGACACGUCGGAACGGGCUCCAGCCAGGCGGUGCGUGCAGUGGGCGUGUGGAACUCUUCUCCUCUCACCUCUCUCCUUUCUGGCCCCGGUCGGGUCCGUUCUCCAAUCUCUGCGGGACUCACUUGCCCCCGUUGAACCCUGUGGAAAGAGAGAGAGAGAGAGAAGGAGAGAGAGCAACUUGCUACAGCUUACCUGGCAGAGAUGACUGCGACUGGAGGAAGAGAAGAAGAGAGAUUUCGAUCGUCGACCCUAGUGUUUCUGAUCCGGGUCCUGGUGCAAUCAGAAUUCGUCUGCACGUCGCUGGAGUCGGUGGAAAACACCACAGGGACUUUAUUGGAUCAUGA